Molecule: messenger RNA, 2529 nt
Organism: Aspergillus oryzae RIB40
Lineage: Eukaryota; Fungi; Ascomycota; Eurotiomycetes; Eurotiales; Aspergillaceae
Exons: 4
Coding region: 1-2529 (842 amino acids)
Cellular component (GO): membrane
Source: RefSeq, a predicted model, not a curated record
AUGGAUCUGCUCCCUCCUCCUCCGACUGAACUAAAUGGAGAGGAUGCUAAACUAGCCCCUGAGUAUGUGGACCCGACAGCUGGACUUACGAAAUCUGGGCGAGAUGGUCGGCCUCUCUAUGUUAAACCGGUAGAUCAUACAGAAGAAGAGCUGGACCUCUCAUGCAUUGAGAAUGACGACGGCAUCUAUGAGAUGUCACCCAGCAUCAUUGACUACAGCAGUGAGGGUAUCAAGCAACCCAUCCCAGCCAACAGAGUCCAUUCUAUGGAUGGAGAAACCGCUGGAUUCUACAAGGAGGUUGCGGGGGCCCGCCUCUACGCCGAUCCAGGAAGAGAUGUCACUUUCUGGAGGUUUAAUAUAGAGAUUGAAUUAGGAAAUACACAGCAGCGAAUCGCAUAUCGUCUCAACCAAGGGCCGGCUCUGGGAUUCUGGGUGCCCGCCAGGGGGCAGACGAUGAACAUAAUGUACCACACAUGUAACGGCUUUACCCCAGGCGUCGACUCUAAUAAGCUCUGUGGUCCAGACCCUCUGUGGCGAGACGUGCUCAAUGAGCAUCAGACUCGCCCAUUCCAUGUCAUGGUCGGUGGAGGAGACCAGAUAUUCAACGACAAGAUUACAGCAGAAUCACGCUUUUUCCAGGAAUGGGUCAAGAUGAAAGAUAUCCAUGAGAAGUACGACACGCCGCUAAACAUGGAGUUCAAAGCGGAGUUGGAAAACUCCUUUCUUGAGCACUGUUCACGGUGGUUUUCACAGGGGCUUUACUCCCUUGCGAACUCGCAAAUUCCCAUGGUUAACCUCUGGAAUGACCAUGAAAUCAUCGAAGGCUUCGGAUCUUACCCCGAUGAGUUCAUGAGCACGCCCGUAAUCUCAGGGCUUGGCAACAUAGCAUUCAAAUACUACUUGCUAUUCCAACACCACAGCGUUCCGGAAGAGACCGAGGCAGAUGAGCCUAGUUGGCUGCUUGGGGCUCUUCCUGGACCGUAUAUCAGCCACCGAAGCCGCAAUUUGUUCAUGUCUCUAGGUGGUGGGGUGUCUCUUCUUGGCCUAGAUUGCCGGACAGAACGCAUGGUGAGACCACAGUACCUGUUUAGCAGCAGAAAAGCGGUGCUAAUAAUAUAUCAUAGAAUGACGAAGUACUCAGCGAACAGACUUUUGCAUAUCCUAGGGUGGUAUGUCACGGGCGCUAUAACCGCAAUUCUUUCCCUUCUAACCUUCUCACAGGCGAUGGUGAAAAAUAUUCUAAACAGCCGGAAAUCGCUCGGCAAAGCCGGACUAUUUGGCGGUUUUGUGAACAAGAGUGGGAGCAAAGUUGAAAUCUUUGAUGACCACUGGACAGCUAAACACCAUAAGUCUGAACGCCAAUACUUGAUUGAAGAUCUGCAGGACUUGGCAGCAGACAAAUCCGUCCGUGUGACCAUUUUGAGGGCCGAGUUAACAAGCAUCUUUUCCAGCGGCGAUGUGCAUUUGGCUGCCAUUGGUCAAUUCUACUCGAACCCGAGAUUGAACUUGCCUAAGGACAAAGACUAUCGAUACAUGCCCAACAUCAUUUCCUCCGCUAUUGCAGACAUGCCCGAGACGGAGAUGGUGUCAGACACGCUCAACAAACGGAACCGAGUUCAUCAUCUGGAUACUAAUACGGACGAGGACAUGAUACCCAUCUUUACACAAGAUGUGAAUAAUAAGCCACGGAAUAACAAGCGAUUGCUACCACGCCGAAACUGGUGCUCCAUCCGUGCGUAUCAGCCAGGUUUUACUCCACCGACAACACCGGAAUCUGAAUCGUCACCGCCAGUGGAGGAGCCUCGACCGGGCAAGUUGCAAAGGACGCUGUCCUUGACACGCGGGGACAGACCCCAGGGUAGCGGCGGCCUGUUACGCCGACUCUCAGGACGUGGGCGGCCACCGACUAAGGACUUUAACCUUGGAGGGAACCCAGUUGGGCGGCGUAUGAGUAUGGAUGGUCCAUUUCCGCCUGCGGAGACAGGUGAUAGCUACUUUCCACCGCCGCCAGAUUCCCGCCCAGCUCCAUUCCUUCGACGGCCUACAAAUCUGAGCCAGAAAGCGUCUAAGAAGGCUGCAAAGCAGGGAGACGAUGGGGUUGGUGCCUUCGUUAAUUUAGAAGGGGGGUUGGCCAUCUCCUUGAACAUGGAAUUAAACCCGAAGGAUCCAUCCGGUAUUACGACCCCAUACAAGUUGCUCGUGCCGAUGCUGCGAUACGAAGGAAAUGAGUACGACCCCCCUGCGGCGCCAGUUGCGAAGGGCUGGAAGCGAUGGUUGAGUGUACGGAGAAGUAGGAGAGAAAAGCAGAAUGUGGAGGACACCGAAGCCGAAGAAGGAUUCAGCGAUGAGGAAGACGAGGAUGAGCAUGAUCAAUAUGAAAAUCAUGGACGCUCAGCGGGCCGUGAGCAUGAAUACAUUGCCGGUAGAGACGCGCCUCCGGAGACAAUAGUCCCGGUAGCUAAUCCAGGCGAACUAGAGUAUGAUGGUGUUGCCGAAACUUCGAGGAGGAGGAAGUGGUUUGGCCGAUGA